AUGCAAGACAGGAUUAUCUUCAUCUGCGUUUUUCUUAUGGUCUUACAUUUUACUUGCGCCAACAACUCGAAUAUUAUCUUUGAGGUCGACGAAGAACAACAUCCCCCAGUUGUCCUGGGCAACAUCGCCCUUAGAGCCGGAAUUACCUCAAUCCCAGACCUGGACUUCUCGCUUCUCACCAGAAAAGACCUCUUUGAAAUCGACGAAAGCACCGGAGAUUUCCGGGCAAAGGCUGUCCUUGACCGAGAGAACAUCUGUGGACCAGUUCCGAGGUGCGUCAUCCCUGCCUCUGUUGCCGUGUCUUCAGCCCCGGACUUCUUCCAGAGAUACACGGUCAGUGUGGUCGUCCUGGACAUCAACGACAAGAAGCCCGUCUUCAACACAGCAUCGUUCCCAAGAAGCAUCAGCGAGCGAGCCGACAUCAACACUACAAUCAAACUUCCGGUUGCAAAUGAUGGUGAUUAUGAACCGAAAUUUAAAGUUCAAGGCUACCAUUUACUUCCGGUUUCCCAGAAAACAUUUGGACUGGUUGUCCAUCGAUUCAACAAAUCUGAUGGCUCUGCUGACUUUGAUCUUCACCUGAAGCUUCUUCAAAAGAUUGACAGAGAAGUUAUUGGCUCGUACACGUUGACUUUGGUGGCGUCUGAUGGAGGAGUCCCAGUCAACGAGGGGAGGCUACUUAUUCUCCUAAGCGUGUUGGAUGAGAACGACAACAGACCAGAAUUCAAAGACCCCGCUUACAAUGUGACGGUACAGGAGAUCACUUCUGUUGGCGCAAGAAUACUCAACGUGUCUGCCCAUGACGCUGAUGAUGGCGAAAACGGGCGAGUUGGGUACGAGUUCGCCACAGAUGUAGACAAGAAGGUCCUGCAUUACUUUGAGAUUGAUCGUUCUUCUGGUACUCUGAAGUUACUAAGAAGUCUUGAAAGCGAAGGAGGGUCUACGUUUUCAUUCAGGGUUAGAUCGUUUGAUCAUGGAACGCCCACGAUGUUCUCGGAGGUAACACUAACAAUUUUCGUGGAGGACACGAUCAACAACCCCCCGAGUAUCAGUAUCAGUCAGUGGAAGUCAAAGAAUGAUACUUCCAUUGUGUCAGAGGAUGUGUUGGUGGGAACUAAAGUUGCUCUUAUUGACGUCCUCGACUCUGACUCGGGCAGCAACGGCGAGACGAGUUGCACAGCAUCGAGUCAACACUUUAUUUUAGAAGAAUACAACAACGCAGGAGAGUACACAAUCUCAGUGGCUAGAGAUUUGGAUAGGGAGAAAACCAACACGCAUUUAAUCAUCAUCAUGUGUACCGACAGAGGAACACCGCCGCUGUCUAGCACAGCUCAACUGUUUGUUGCAGUUGAAGACGUGAACGACAAUCGACCAACCUUCACAAAGAAUUCCUACGAAAUGACGGUUCUAGAAAACGAGGAGGUUGGAGUACUGGUUGGAAAUGUCUUUGCAAUGGACACUGACGAGGGUCAAAACGCCGUUGUCCGUUACGAUCUAGAAUCCGGAGUUAUAGAAUUUGAGAUUAACGAAUCUAACGGAUUUAUUUAUACUUCAAUGAAAGACCUUGACCGCGAGGUUCAAGACAGGUACGUUUUUAAAGUCUACGCAAUUGACCAGGGGUCACAACCUUUGACAUCUACGGCCACAGUCACGGUCAAUAUUGCAGAUGUCAAUGACGAAUCUCCAAAGUUCGAGAACUCGACUUAUAUCUUCUUCAUUUCCGAACAUACAGGGAAGAAUACGGUAAUUGGUCAGUUGAAAGCUGUAGACCAGGAUCUCGGACUUGGUGGCGAGGUAGAAUACGUACUCAUUCACUCCCCGGUCCAUCCUGAUCCACCGUUUUCUCUUUCUCAAAAGGAUGGAUCAAUUAGAGUUACCCAGCCGCUGGAUUACGAAAAAAUCAGGCUGUAUAACUUUGUUGUAACGGCUGUCGAUUUCGGAACACCACCCAAAAACUCCUCAGUUGAGAUUCAUAUUCAUAUUCAGGACGAGAACGAUAACUCUCCUGUUAUUGUUUUUCCCAGCAAAGAUAACUUCAGUGUGACCCUUAACCUUCAGGUGUCACCAGGUCACGAGGUGAUCAGGGUGAGAGCUCAUGACCUAGAUUCUGGUGAAAACGGGCGCUUGAGUUACUCCAUCGGCGACUCUAUCAGUUUGACCACCAAAUUGUUUUGGAUAAAUGAAGAUACAGGGGUUAUCGCACUGGCUGAUGAUCUUACAGAGACAAAUGUACGAAACUACAAUGUUGUUAUCAGCGUGCAAGAUAACGGCACUCCUCAGAGGGUAUCCCAAGCACUUCUACAGCUCGAUAUCAUCGAACAGACCUCGCAAAGAAGUGCCAAACUUUCCUACACAAUUAUUGUCAUAAUUAUCGUCUGCACUACAUUUUUCAUCGUCGCCAUUAUUAUGGUCAUCUUCUGUUCAGUUUGGUAUUUGGAUAACCGAAAAGUUUACUCAAAUAAAAGCAACAACCUGACCUUUGAACCCAUAAAUCAACAAAAAGAUAAUAUUCAAGAAGAAGUCGAUAACGACGAAUUUCAGCAUAGUAUUAUCUCUGGUUUUCCCAGUCAAAAACAAAAUGCUUCACUUCAAAGUCCAAGAUGUGAAAAUAAACUAAAAAACAGUAAGAAAUCUGUUACAUUUGACAAGGCAAUUAGGAACUCAGAUACCUCUAUAGCCAUUGAAUCAGAUGGCAGAGAUUCAAACUCCUUCCAUAACGGAGAUACAACAUGCCCUGCCAAUACUAGCCAAGGAUUACUAUACAGCCCACACUUCCCUAGAACCUUCAAAACAUUUGGAUCAUACAGCUUAAGUAACAGUCCUAACUGUCGUUUGGUUAAUCCUUCUUGUACUAGUGAUCGAACACACAAUUUGUUGCCUUCAGUGUUCAGUAAAAAUUAUACACAUGAUAGUAGAGAUGCAGCCUCCCUGGAAGGCGAGAGGGGUUCGAAUUCAGACUUUUUAGAGCUUGGUGCUAGUAUAAAUAUGAAGGGCACGAGUGGAUGUAGGAAAGUAAACGCGGCAGAUGAGAUGGUUGACGUGGCCUUAGAGAGACACAACGCCCUCGUGAGGUCAAUGAGAGAUCAUGAAAGAAUAACUCUGAGCACAGGAAAAAAGGUAAGUCAGAGGGAAACAAAUUGUUUCGAGGAUUACUGUGUGUGUGAGUGUGUGCGUGAGUGA
Molecule: messenger RNA, 3180 nt
Organism: Candidula unifasciata
Lineage: Eukaryota; Metazoa; Mollusca; Gastropoda; Stylommatophora; Geomitridae
Source: the annotation of a GenBank genome assembly